CUUUGCUGGUUUUGUAAGACGGCCGACUCUCGACCGCUCUUCUCCCUGUCACGUAAAAUAAAUAAUUGUAAUGAAAAUUUCGAUAUGAUAAUAUGACAAUUUUAUUUGUUCUCUCGUCGUAGGCUACUUGAAUUUGUAUUUUCUAUAUAAUUCGGCGAUUAGCCGAACACGGCCAGUUCUUUAUUGCGUUUUUUUUCUAAUCUUGGCUUGUGUAAAGCAAGAUGGAACGGCCUGUUCUCUGUAGAUUUCGACGAGACGACUGGAGAAUUCGAUUCAAUGAACUACGACGACGACGAGUUUAAGCAAAUCAAAUUCGGGGUCAAAUUCAGCUCAAUGCAAAGACACUCUUCCAUGAUAGACUUACUUCAUCAAAUGAUCAAUGCUGAGUCCAGUGGAGCCAUACAAAUUGCAUGGACUGUUUUUCUUAAGGAGCUAGAGGAAGAGAUGAAAGAUUCGAAACAAAGGAUCAGAGAUCUGGAAAGAAGCGUUAAACAGAAAUCCAGACAGCUGGAUGAAAAUGCGUAUGCUUUCGAAGAGCUACAAUCCCAGUUGAAUGACGAAAGCGAUAAAAUGAUAGUCCAGGAAAGGGCCAAAUUCACAAAAAUUAUAUCCGAACUGAAGUCCCGUCUUGAGGAUAAGGAGAAAGAAGUCGAAGAGCUGAUGGAAUUCAAACAAGACAUCGUCGACAGAUUCAAUGCCAUGUUCCGGCAAAAAAAGCGAUCGAAAAUUAAAAAAGCGGAACUUUUGAAACAGCAAGAGGACAUGUUACAAGAAAUUGAAUUGCAAAAAGAAGUAAUAGAUCACUUGAAAAAGGCGUUGAACGAAUCUAAAGAUGAGCUGGACAAAGAAAGAAUUGAUUAUUAUAAAAAAGGAAUCGAGAAAGGGCGAGAAAUGGCAUAUCAUGAAGAAAUUGGAGUUUUAAAACAGUUGGAAAUACUGAAAAACAUUCAGUUAAUCCUCGAGAUGGAUCUGAAACAACAGAAAAAAGAAAUAUUUGAAGAUGAUUGAAAGAAAUCUCAUUGCAGCUUAUUCGAUUGUAAAUAGUGUACAUAAAUUUUUGAUUUUAGAACUUA
Messenger RNA from Cimex lectularius (bed bug), 1073 nucleotides. RefSeq lists its product as uncharacterized. The coding region runs from base 277 to 1008 and encodes 243 amino acids. The record is from RefSeq and is a predicted model, not a curated record. Lineage: Eukaryota; Metazoa; Arthropoda; Insecta; Hemiptera; Cimicidae. The transcript has 7 exons.